AUGGAGAACUGGACAGCGCGGCAGGUCGCCGAGUGGGUUACGCGGUCCGGCUUUGCCGAGUACGCGCAGACCUUUGAGAAGAAUGACAUUACGGGCGAUGUGCUGCCCACGAUCACGAACGACGUGCUCCGGGAAGACCUCAAGGUCAGCGCGUACGGUCACCGCAUCAAGCUCGUCAACGCGAUCCAAAAGCUCAUCGAAGCGUGCGCUACGAUCCCAGCGGCGAAAGACACUGCGCCCGAAAUCGCUCGCGCCUCGCCGCCCGCUGCCGCCUCGCCGCCGGUCGCCGCCGUCGAGCCCGCGCCGUCGCCAGGGUCUAGCCCACACGCGGCAUCGUAUUUGACGCCAGCGAUUCUUGCGCCAUUUCCUGUCGUCGAAACACCGGCCGAGGUCGCGGUCAUCGAGGACCCGCGGCCGCUUCCCGAGAUUCCCCGGCGCAACAUGCGGUCGUUCUACAACUCGGACGUCGGCCGCGCCCUUCGCCUGGACCCGACGCGGGCACACGCGCUCGUGCAGGACACAAGCGGGAAGCGCAGCCACUGCGUACUCUGCUUCUCGAUCAGCUCGACGAGCCAGCGCCGGCGCGAGAUGAACACCAAGUGGCAGUGCGCAGUCUGCCAAGCGCACCUCUGCCGCACCAAGUUUGGGAAGGAAACCACGAGCUGCUACGAAAAAUUCCACGCACUGCCCUUCCUGGAGCAAGUGCAGCGGCCGCGGCCCCGGCCCCGCCAGUACUUCAUUCUGCCCGACUGGGACCCGGCCGUGGACUCGCUCGAGAAGCUGCGCCAACGCGCCGACCAUGCGCACGACGACGAGAACGAGAACGACGAGGCGUAG
This is a messenger RNA of Saprolegnia diclina VS20, 837 nucleotides long. RefSeq lists its product as hypothetical. Lineage: Eukaryota; Oomycota; Saprolegniomycetes; Saprolegniales; Saprolegniaceae. The record is from RefSeq and is a predicted model, not a curated record. The coding region runs from base 1 to 837 and encodes 278 amino acids. Gene Ontology annotation, molecular function: protein binding. The transcript is spliced from 4 exons.